AUGCAUGCCAAGGCAGACUCAGAGGUGACGAGCUUAGCGGCGUCAUCACCGCCUAGAUCGCCGAGAAGGCAGGUGUACUACGUGCAGAGCCCGUCGAGGGACUCCCACGAUGGCGAGAAGACCACGGCGACGACGUCCUUCCACUCUACGCCGGUCCUCAGCCCGAUGGCUUCGCCGCGGCACUCCCACUCGUCGGUCGGCCCGCAGUCCCGGGACUCCUCCUCCAGCCGCUUCUCGGGGGGCAUCAAGCCCGGCGGCGGACCCAGGAAGAUGUCAUCCCACGAUGACAGAAAGGGAGGCCGCAGUAAAAGCGACAAGGCGUGGAAGGAGUGCGCCACCAUCGAGGAAGAAGGCCUCCUCGAGGAUGAGCGGGAGGAGAAGGGGCUACCCCGGAGGUGUUACUAUCUGGCCUUCCUCCUUGGGUUUGUCAUCCUCUUCUCCUUCUUUGCUCUCAUCCUUUGGGGUGCAAGCCGAUCUCAGAAGCCUGAGAUCACCAUGAAGAGCAUCAGAUUCGAGAACUUCAUCAUCCAAGCCGGCACAGAUGCGUCGCUCGUGCCGACCGACAUGGCCACGCUGAACUCCACCGUCAGGUUCUCCUUCCGCAACACCGGGACUUUCUUCGGCGUCCACGUUAGCGCAACGCCUUUCGUUCUCAGCUACGACCAACUCACCUUGGCCGGCGGAGAUAUGAACAACUUCUACCAGUCAAGGAAGAGCCAGAGAAAUGUUGAGGUGGUGGUGCUGGGGAAAAAGGUGCCAUUAUAUGGAGGAGGGCCAAGCCUGGCAAGCUCCCCAGGGAGUGUCGCAACCGUUCCCUUGAGCCUCAGCUUCAUGGUGAAGUCGAGGGCUUAUGUUUUGGGGAAGCUGGUGAAGCCCAAGUUCGAGAUUGGGGUGCAGUGCAAGGUGGUCAUGAAACCGGCUAAGCUCAACACCCGUGGCUCACUAAAGAACUCUUGUCAGUACUAUUGAAGAGCAUACGAACACUCUCCUCAAUCAAUUUAAAGACAUGAGACAUUUCUUUGGCUGAUUCACAUCAUUGUUCUUCGUGGGGUUGAGGGAUCUUUUUCAGCAUGUAAAAACUUUAUAUGAUGGCAUCAACUCUGGUUUAUUUUGGUUCUUAA
Messenger RNA from Musa acuminata AAA Group (dessert banana), 1121 nucleotides. RefSeq lists its product as uncharacterized. NCBI's taxonomy places the organism in Eukaryota, Viridiplantae, Streptophyta, Magnoliopsida, Zingiberales, Musaceae. The record is from RefSeq and is a predicted model, not a curated record. Gene Ontology annotation, cellular component: plasma membrane. Bases 1 to 969 code for a protein of 322 amino acids. The transcript is spliced from 3 exons.